This is a messenger RNA of Grus americana (Whooping crane), 5381 nucleotides long. It is a transcript of the gene LRRC32, whose product is annotated as leucine rich repeat containing 32. The coding region runs from base 1527 to 3584 and encodes 685 amino acids. The transcript is spliced from 3 exons. The record is from RefSeq and is a predicted model, not a curated record. Gene Ontology annotation, molecular function: protein binding. NCBI's taxonomy places the organism in Eukaryota, Metazoa, Chordata, Aves, Gruiformes, Gruidae. Gene Ontology annotation, cellular component: plasma membrane; extracellular matrix.
AUUGCAUGCUGCUGACGAGGCAAACUUAAACCCAAAGCACCCAAAAGGCAUUUAAACCUUUGGACACCACGGUGGUCCCCAGCUUCAACCUGAGUUUCCUGCUUACCCCAAGGGGAUUGCAGAUGGAGGUGCUGACUCUAGAGAGCGUGCCAAAGGGAUCAAGUGUAAAACAGCACUGCAGCCAGCUCUGACCAAGGGAAGCUCAAGACACUACACGCUUGGGGGAAGGUGAUCAAAACUAGUCUGAUGAGAGGGGAACCUCUCCAGGGUUGUGAUAAUCUCGCUGGCAGACUGUUCUCCUGAAAGCUAAACACGGAUUUUUCUAUCCAUUGCACCUAAAUCAUUCCCUCUCCUGCCCACACGCUUACUGCUGCCUCUUCAUAGCAGUAAUGCCUCUCGUUUCAGGGUGCGCUGCAAAGCAAAUGAGAUGCUAAGAGCCCAGCUCUUUGGCGUAUCAUUUCAACCAUGGGAAAAGUGCAUUGCAAUAGUUUGGGCUUAUGAGGUUGGGAGAAAGCGACAGGGAAAUCUACGUAAAGGUGGGUUUUCCAGAAACAGGACUUAAUUAGCGAAAGGAAGUGAGGAAAACAGCUGCUCCAGCCCUAGAGGGCAGCACAAAAUAAUAAAUAAAAAGCUGAACUCAAGGCAAUCUGAAAUCAUCUUCUGCAUGACAAAAGCACCCCUUUUGCAAUGGGAAUUUCUCCCAGCAGGUCCCGUAGAUUCAGCACUAUGUACUCGCUGCCAAAAAUUCAGCAGCUCACCCGCAUGUUCGAACCCCUCCACCUUUAUCAAAGUCCCUAAUUGCUGCUUUGUGCCAUGAAAACCCUUCAAGUCAGGUGCGUUGCAGCCGACACUGAACCCCCGUCCUGCCAGCAGACUGCUAUCACGCUCUGAUUAGUGGGACCACUGCAAAGAGAAAGACUUAUUUCUUCCAGGACAGGUUUCAAGAUUCUGAGCUUUAUAUUUAUCAGCCAUGAAUUUGAAACCUUUAAUCUUCAAGCUCUAACAAUGCAGAGAGUGAUUUAGGUGCAGGGGUAGGAGGCUGCAACCCUCCAGGAAUGUAAUUCGCGGACACAAAACCCUAAAGUAAACACACCCGCCUUGCACCACGCAUGCAGCUAAACAAUGGCAUCGGCGAUGAUAAGUCACUUAUUCCCCUGAGCAAACCCGUGGCCCGAUCCUGACAGUUUUUCUGGCAAAAAUCCCCCUUGUUUCUCAACGCCUGCCCCGAGCGAGGGCUUCAGGAUGUCGUACAGUAGCUGACUCUGUCCAGAGCACAGCGGUGGCUGGGACCCAGCAAGAGACCGGAGAGGAGUCCGGAGGAAGACAAGCAACAUAAUUUAAAGCAGACACUGUCCCAAAUAAGGUUAUUUCCCUGAAAAUGCCUCUGUUAUGAAGUUACGAGCGAGCCCCUUGGCAUCCUGAAUGGGUGAAUGUGAAGAUGAAGAACAAUUUCAUCGGUACCAGGACUGAGCCGGUUUUGAAGAGCUGGAUAUGCUUUUUAAAGACAUGAUAAGCAGUGUUUGGGGAUGCGAGAAACCCUUGAAACAAGCAGAACCAUGAAACUGUACAUCGUCUUCUUCCUGGCAGUGGUGAACAGAGGGACCUCUAACUAUCAGCCCACAGAGGGGAUAUCCUGUGAAAUGGCAAACUCACAGGCAUUUUGCCACAGCAGAGAACUUCACCAAGUCCCUCAUGAGCUGCAUCCAAAUGUAAACAAAAUAGAUCUGUCUGGAAAUCUGAUUCAAAGCAUCCCUGAAAUGCCGUUAUCUUUUUACACUUCACUCCAGUGCCUGGAUUUAAGCUCUAACCAGAUAAGCUUCAUCACGCCUGGAGUCUUUGCACACAUGACAAGUUUGCUGGAAAUAAAUUUAGCCAACAACCACUUAUAUGAGCUUGCUCAGAAUGGGACAGAAGGCAUCGGACUUUUACCCAAGGUGGAAAUACUGGACUUGUCCCACAACAGUCUCUACAAUGGGAUGGCUGAGUUUUUCAUUAAACAAGCUCCAGCACUGCGGUAUCUUUCCUUGGCAGACAACAGUAUUAUAUUUAUAUCCCACAAGAUGUUUCAGGGAUCUCCCAAUCUUGUGGAGAUAGAUCUUCAGAGUAAUAUCAUCAUGGAAAUAGAAGAAGGUGCUUUUGAGAUGCUAGUGAACCUUUCCAAACUCAAUCUCUCCAUGAAUUCAAUUACUUGCAUCUCUGAUUUCAACCUCAGGCAGCUGGAGAUACUUGACCUUAGCAGGAAUAGCAUUGAGACCUUCCACACCACAAAGUCAGAUGAUGAAUAUAGCUUAAGAUGUUUGGAUCUGAGUGAAAACAAACUGCUUCACUUCCCAGUCUUCCCCCAGGUAAAUAAGCUGGUAACUCUGAAUUUAUCAAAGAAUUUAAUCCAGCUCUCUGCUGAAUCCCCUCAUAAUAAAAUGGACUAUAUGGAAAACGAAUGGCUAGAUGCUUCUUUUCAUCUUCUUGAUCAGAAGCAAAGUAGAAACAAAAGUUCUCUUUAUUUAUCCCACCUUGUAUAUUUAGACUUAAGUUAUAACGAAAUCAAAUCCAUACCGGAUGAGUUCUUUGAAUCAAUGUUGUCCCUUCACACCCUUAAUCUCAGUAAAAACUGUCUUCAGGCAUUUGCAGUAACUUAUGACAGUGCAUUGAUCUCCCUAACUGUCCUUGACUUGAGCUACAAUGCUUUGCAGAACCUUCUCCUAGAUGCUGGCACGUUGUCAAAUUUGAAGGAGCUCUAUAUUCAAAACAACCAUCUUCAGACCCUGCAAUUUAAUAUCUUCUCAAGUCUUCCUAGCCUCAGACUGCUCAAUCUACAGAGCAAUAAUAUCAGCCUUUGCAGCAUGUACUCAGGAUUAGCUAAGCAAAGACUUGCUGGAGAGGAAAGUGGUUGCGUAUCAUUUGUUGAUUCUCCUACUCUUCAGUACUUGUACCUAGCCGACAACAUGCUGAACGUCCUACCAGCAUACACUUUUUACAAGACAUCUCUGAUUGUCUUGGAUCUCUCCAUGAACCUGGGACUGAAAAUAGAAGUUAAAGCAUUAUCAGGACUGGAAAAGUCUCUGGAAUAUUUGUAUUUACAUGGCAAUAGCCUCAUAGAUUUAAAUAUUGACUUGCCUUGUUUUAGUCACCUUAAACAUUUAAACCUCUCUGAAAAUCAGCUGAACUGGCUGCCUAAGUGGGGUAGUGACUCUCCAUUGGAAGUUCUGGACCUACGGAACAAUAGGUUUAGUACAUUACAGAACAGCAAUAUUUUAGCGUUAGAAAAUUCCCUUAAAAACUUGUAUCUCACUGGGAACCCACUCAACUGCUGUGGAAACAUCUGGCUUUCAUCAAUGAUCCAGAACAAAAAUGUCCAGAUCCCCAAUGUGGAGCACUUAACAUGCCAGUACACUCAGAACUUCGGGUACCAGGAAGAAAUGCACAUCGGGAAUAUUAGACCAGAAGACUGUGAAAAAGAGGAUCUGAAGAAAAUCAAUUUCCUUAUUAUAUUAACAUUUGUGUUGGUUUUAUCUGUGAUCAUCAUUGGCGUGGGUUUGUUUUUUUGCUUCCGCAGGCAAAACUUUAGUCAUCAGUUUAAAGCAUAGGAACACAAAAUGCCUUGAAAACCGAAGAAAUCAGGUGCUACACUGCCGGUGUGUAGAAAAGAAGGGUAAAAUUCUCAUCUUUGAUUUUUAACUGUGGAUUUUAGGACAGUUUGAAAGUGUCCCUCAGCUGCACCUGUGUUGCAGGGACUGAAAGGAGAAUUUGCCGUGUUUUGCACUUGCUUCAUUCACAAGCAGAUCUGCUUAAAAAGUUUAUACAGUAGUAGAAGAGGCCACUGUAAAGCCCUGCUGUUGUUUUGAGGGAUGUGUAAUUUAAACCAGACCAAAAGAAAAAGCCCUCUAAGGUCUUGAGACUUUUCACUCUGCUCAGAGAUACUUUGUGAUGUCACCUUCACAGAAAGACUUCAUGCAAAUUGAGCAUUGUAGCUGACUCACUUUUUUAUGACAGUCGUUGAUGACAUCAGCUGAGUAGGAAAGCCCUUCUCAAAGUUAUGUGCCUCCAUGAGAUAUUUUGCUUUGAGCUAUGAGCUUGGCUUUUUCCUAACUGGUUAGAAAUAACAGCUCCUUACCCUUCUUAAAUCAUACAAGCUGAUGCCAGGGCGGGCCAAUAUACAAUCUUUCAGUCCUUGAAGUUGGUUGCAAAUCUCCCAUGAGUUCCAAAACAAUGAGGAUUCAGCUAAAAAUGGAAAUCACAGCUCAUGUCUGUUGUGCUCAUGGCUGCCAUUUAGAAAAUCCACAGCUAUCCAUGGGAACCAAAUACCUGGGUGGUAGGAACCUCUUUGGAUACCUCUCUUUGCUUGUAGUAUGUUGCUCCAGCCAUUGGAGCAGGACACGAGAGGUAGAUGAGGUUAAUUAGUCUUGGCGCUUAAUACCCAAGGGGGAUGUAAGAGAAAUCUCAGGCGUGAAGGAACUGCACUAUACGUUACCCAGAUCUGCUCAGAAGGUCACAGGUCCACAGUUCGACUCAAAGAGGAGAAAUUUGCUCCUCGCGUGCAAUACAUAUUUAACUGGGUUUAAUGUGAAGAAAUUCAUCUCUGGGGUGAACGCUUUUUAAAAGAAAAAUCUUGGAGAAUGAAUUUCAACCAGCUACCAUUGGACUGAAAUGUUUAUGUUUCUGAGGAAAACUGUUGGGAACUCACUGCAUACAGUUGCAUUUCAAUGCAAAAAAAUAAUAUGGCUAUUUUUAAAGGUCACAGGAGGUUAGAGAGCAAAAAAGGUGUGUUAAAGAUACCAGUGUGAAACAAUACACAGGGAACACAGUCCCAGGACAUUAUUCAGAUCACAUGUCCACUGUGUCUCCCUAAAAAGAUAUUAUGGUCUAGAGGACUGACUGCAAGAAAAGUUAUGUAGAUCCUCAUUCUGCGAUGGGUUUAACAUGGCCAACCUGUUGCGUUGCUAAAAGCUGACACUGACAUAUGUUAUGUCCCAUACUCUGACAGCAAAUUCACCCUUUUGAAGUGAAAAAAAGCUCACCAAAAGUGGGAGCCUGACCUACUAACGGGGUUCAAUGGCUUCAAAAGGAGCUAUAUCAGGUUUUCUCAUAAUGUCAGGAACUGUAUAUUAAGGCACAUAAAGGAAAUAGAGGUCAAACCAAAACCUGUCCAGGUAAAUAACUCAGAGUCAAAUUGCUGCUCCAUUUCUGUUUCUUCCAGCUAGUGAAUGUCAAAAUUAAAACACUACAAUCAGGUGUAUAAUUCUAUUUUUAAAGCGGUUAUGUAAGAAACUGGCUGGUACUUUUGAUUGUGGAAUUUUGUACAAUAAAAACACCUUUGAAUUUUGUAAAAAGCACAGGGUUGUGAAUAUAUUAAAGCACCAGCUUGGAAUGCUCCACAGAUGAAA